This is a messenger RNA of Stylophora pistillata, 1297 nucleotides long. Its product is annotated as UBX domain-containing protein 4-like. NCBI's taxonomy places the organism in Eukaryota, Metazoa, Cnidaria, Anthozoa, Scleractinia, Pocilloporidae. The record is from RefSeq and is a predicted model, not a curated record.
AUGGUGGAGAAGGAUUUUGUGAGGAUAAAUUGUUUCAUUCAAUCAGGGGUCCAGAGUAAUACCGCGUGCCCACAGGGAAGCUGUGCAGCAGCAGAUUGCUAUAGGGUUAAAGUGGAGAGGGAAGCUAGGAGACAGAAUGAUGCACAGGAGAGACAGCGCGCUCAGGCUGCCUCAGUCUCACCUUCACCUACCAUGACUGAUGGCAGUGAGAGGCUGGGAAAGAGUGAGUGCAUUUCUGCUCCGCUCCAGUUUCGUCUUCCAGAUGGCAGUUCAUUAACCAACUCUUUCCCAGCAGAUACUCCUUUGGAGACCAUACGUCAGUAUAUCAUUACUCAACUAGGACUCAGCACUAGCUCAAUAACACUGUACACCACCUACCCCAGGCGAGAGCUGACUGAGGAAGACCUGGGAAAGAGUUUGGCUGAGUUAGGUCUGGCACCAAGUUCAACUUUAAUUGUAGCUGUGAAAGGAAGUAAGCCCUCACUCCAUCUGGGAACUCAUCAUUCCCUGAACUGUUGUUAUGGAUUCUUUCGCCUUUGUUCACAUUGAUUCUUCCUGAAGGCUUUCCUAUUUGGAAGUCCAGAUCAGUCUGGAAGGAAUCCUCUUCUGCAGAGAACAAACAGCAGCACACAGUCACCACCAUCAAAUUCUGGUGUACGUCAUAGAGUCCCGGAUGGUGUUUCAUCCAUAAAGAAAGAAGGUGGAAUUUACCAGCUUCACAACAGAGAUGAUGAAGAUGAUGAGAAUAACACGUGGAAUGGAAACUCAACUCAACAGAUGUGACCAAAUGAUCCAAGAUUGCUAAAGACAUAUAGAAAGUUUGAAAUUUUUGGUUUCUCAUUUGGAAUGAUUCUUGUUAAACACAUUUAAUGUAGAGAUAAACUUGGUUAGAGUGAUGGGAGUUGAUGGCACGUAAUACAUCGAUAAAGAAACGAUGUUCCUUAGAAAGGAAGUAAACAGCUCAUUUUUGUAUACAGUUCUAUUUUGUGACUAGCCUGUUUUGUCCGUCAUUCACAGAAUAUCAAAACAGUUGAAAACAGAAGACAGUUUAAGAGUUAAUUUCCUAGAGUUGUUGAUGGUUAAUGACACCACAAAGUCAAUUUUCGAAGUCUCACAUAAAGUUCUGAUCAACUUCCAGUUGUUACGACAGUUACAGUGAAAUGUUAAAGAAUGUCACUCCCCAGUCUUUAAACUUCAAGAAUGCAGAGAGAAAUAUGGGGACAAGGCAAAAAUGCAAUCUAUUUAAAUGGCAUUGGAGUGAGCGGUAUGAAAUAAAAGAAAAGGAAGUUUUAAACAA